ACAAAUUUAAUUUUCUUGAACAACUCAUCACCCUCAUCACAAAACUUGCGAACUACCACUUCUUACCUUUCUUGUCUUCCAUAACCCUCUUCAUGCUUGGCCAACUCAAACCAGGCCAGACGCGUCUGCCGCUCGCCAGUCUCGAUUUUGGGGAUCGCGAUCUUACCGAUGGAUUCACAGAUGUACGCGAUGGGACUCACUCGUCGAUUUCUGGGUUUGGACAUCCCCGCGGCAGCACACCGAUCUCUGUCCUCAGUUCGCGUCGGUCAACAACCUCAACAGCCCUGUCGGGCGAAAGCCCAGAAUCCAGGAGAGUCUUACCCAACAUGAGCGCGUUGCUGGACUUCCUUGAUAAUGAUAAUACCAAUCCGUUCCCUCAAUCAUCUACUUCGAAUCGCAAAUCAGCCAAAUCCGCAUCCCAUCGAUCCUCUCGAUCAUCCCCUCAAACAAGACCUGCAAGUCAUCCUCAUCCUAAGCAAACCUCGCUCACCCCUCGUCCUAGGGCUUCAGAUCUAGAUCUACCCUCACAUUUUUUAAAUACCUACGAACGCGCCAAUCCUUUUCGAGGAGCCCUCCCAACUUCCUCUACACCUUUUACAACCCAUCAUGAUGAUUUCUCGGAGAUGAGUUCCCCCCUGAACAAGCGACACAAUGGGCCGUCUGGAUUACAAGCCAGUAUUCCGCCACUCCAAUUCAGUCAUCCCACGACUGCUGCCCAGACCUCUCCGAGUCCUGCUCCUCCUAAUCAAGCUUCGCCGAACCCACCUCGACAAUAUUCGCCUCCGACCGACCGACCCGCGAGUCAUCUUCCGACAGAAACACCGGCUAAAGUGCCGGCGAAAGCUCCCAGUGCGGCGGAUCGGCUGGCGGCUGCAGUCAUGGAAGGAGCCCCAGAGUCUCAUUGGACCUUUCUCAUGGAACGUGGCUCUAGCGAAAAUGCGGCGGGGAUCAGACGAUCAAAGGUCGUCGAAGAAUUGCUACAACCCAUGCGCCCGUCAAUCUCUUGUCCUGGCAAACAAGCAAUCCAAAUACCUGAGAAUAUCAAAGAUAGUGAUCUCCCACAAUCCUUGCUCGAUGAGACCCGACGCACAUCGCAUCUCCCAUCUCAGCCGCCCCUGCAAUCGACCUCAGAACCGAUCAUGGGUCGAUCUCGUCUCACUAGAUCGGCCGGCCAUUCUUCCUCUCCCAAUCUUAUCCGACCCACACCCCUUCGGCCGUCUGUGGCCCCUGCUGAUGUUGAAGGCCCCAGUGGCACCAAUCCAUCUUCAGAAACCGAGCAGACAGAAGUUCUUGACGUCCGAGUCAACCAAUUGCUCUCUCACAUCCGAUCGGAUCAAUUAGAGAAAGCCAACCUAGUAGCCGCGCUUGCUGAAGCACGAAGCGAGGUUGCAGCUUUGAGCGAGGAAGUGAGAUUACUCCGGAUAGGGGUCCAAAAGCUGGGCGAGGAGAAGCCUCCGCAACAACAUGUAGAUUUCCGACUUCAACCGCGCCAACGUCCGACCGUUAACGCCGACCCUAGCAGCCAUCCAGGCCGAUUUACAAACGAAGUAGACAAGAGUCCUGGAGACCCCCCUCACAGGAUCAAAGACUUGACUCAACAUCUCUUGGGCGAUCUGGCCCUGGGACUCACUUUCACUCGUUGCGUCGACCAGCUGCUGAUGCAUCCGACUUCAGUCCGAGCGACUCAUUCCGACCCUCUUCUUUCUCCCCCAAGGCCCGACUUCCGUCCUGAUUCACAGAUCUUUGAUCCUGAUAACUUGGAACGCAUGUUUUGUAGAUUGAAGGUCUGGAAACAACUCGUCCUUCGUAAAUCGUCCGCUUCUUUCUCCACUCAUCCUUCUCCUCCUGUUGAUCCUGAUCCUUCAGUCCUUCCGGCCUAAACAAAAAAAACCCCUCAUUUUUCGAGGUAGUUUUUUUUUUUUCGUUGAUCAUCUGCGCUUGCUUGCUUUUUCUUUUGUUUUCUUGCUCAAAAUGUCUUAUUUGUCUUAUACAAACUACCUCGUUUUGUAAAUCUUCAUCUUCUCUCUUUCUCGCCUAUCUAAUGCUGUAAAGUUUGAUAUCUAGAAUUGUAAUUUAGCCCAGCCCGUAGCGGCUUUAAUAGUUAUACCCCUCCC
Puccinia graminis f. sp. tritici CRL 75-36-700-3 is the source of this 2114-nucleotide messenger RNA. RefSeq lists its product as uncharacterized. The record is from RefSeq and is a predicted model, not a curated record. The transcript has 5 exons. Bases 93 to 1880 code for a protein of 595 amino acids. Lineage: Eukaryota; Fungi; Basidiomycota; Pucciniomycetes; Pucciniales; Pucciniaceae.